Lachancea nothofagi CBS 11611 is the source of this 1344-nucleotide messenger RNA. The record is from the annotation of a GenBank genome assembly. Lineage: Eukaryota; Fungi; Ascomycota; Saccharomycetes; Saccharomycetales; Saccharomycetaceae.
AUGGACAAAGACGUUUUCCCACUCCUAGACCUCCAGGAACUGGUAGUGUGUCUUCAAAGCUGCGACUUUGCGUUGGCAAACGAAGAAAACAUUUCUAGACCAUCUUCUAAAUACGUUGUGACACUUUACAAGCAGAUCAUAGAUAGUUUUUCAGGAAUAUCGCCAGAUGCCCUCAUUCAAAGUGGAGAUCGCUUGCUUGGACCAGAUAAGGAUCAAGCCGAUGAGGAUUCAGUCUACAAGGAUACGUUGCAAAUGCUAACGCUAAACAAGAUUUGCUUCAAGUUUUUCCAAGACAUUGGCGUUCCAGAUUUCAACAUGAUGGAUCUUUACAAACCUGAUUCACUUCGAACGCAACGAUUUCUAAGCGCUGUGGUCAAUUAUGCUCGAUUUCGGGAAGAGCGUAUGCUGGACUGUGACCAAUUCAUGUCGCAAACAGAGUCUCUUCUUGGCCAGCUGCGACAGAAAUUCGAUGACUACAACUUUUUGCAGCAGCAGGUAGAGAAGUAUAGAGAGACUUCUAAUCUCGCUGUUGGGGAAACGAUUUCUUCGCUCGAGGCCAAUAAUCGGAAUCUCGAAAAUCAGCUGAAGAAACUUACACAGGUUCAGGAAACCUUCACCAUCGAUUACAACAAUUACAAAAGCAAUAAGCGCAAGCUCAUGGCACAGUUAGAAAGCCUUGGAUUCGAACUCAUAGAGCUGGAGCUGCAGCGCGAUAAGCUGCAGCGGUAUUCAGAGGCGGAUAUACCGAACUUGCAAGCUGGCAUCCAGGAGUUCUCUCAAAUGCUGGACGAUCAGCAAGAUAGUUUGUCAAAGCUUCAAGCAAGACAUCGCGACUUUUCUAAGUCGAUGGAGGUAUUUCAAUCGAUAACUGCCGACCUUUAUGAGUUACUAGGAAUAAUCUCAACCGAUCUGCAACAAUCACACAUCAGAGAAGUUGGGUUGCUAGACAUGAGAGAUCAGCUCAUAAAGAGUGAAGCCAAAUUGGAAAACUUGCUCACUUCUGGAGUUGUUGUUAAGUUAACUAAUUUGCAAUCGCAAUUGGAAAGUCGCAAAGAGAGCAUAAAAGAAUUAGAAAAUACCACAAGAACCAAACAGCAUGAGAACACAGCGGCGCUCCAAAACCUACAAAAACAGUUCUCGGAAGAAGUUAUGCCUGAGAUCCAAAAGAUCGAUGAACAUGUGGAGAAAGAGUUGUAUGGAAACGUGAUUAAAAACCUGGAAAGAGAUAUGCAAGAGUUAAAAGAUGAUUUCAAAAAAGAAUCAGAUGCUAUUGAGUUAGAAUACUCAGUUUUGGCCGCCCACAUAAACAAUUACAUGAAAAGCAUGCUGGAAAGAAUCAGCUGA